AUGGCUCGACUCACACACAACGACAUAAAUAGCGCAGUCCUUGUAUUCUUCUCAGACCACGGAAUAAGGUUCGGAAAGAUUAGAGAGACUUUGUCGGGAAAACUAGAGGAGAGGAUGCCUUUCAUGCACUUAUGGGUGCCCAACAAAAUGCGUGACAAAAACCUUAAGAUCAAUGAGAACCGACUGACCACACCGUUUGACAUUCACGCAACUCUUAAGCAUAUAAUUAGUGGUAAACAAGAUUUGAAUCUUAAUUACGGAAAGUCAUUGUUAGAGGAAAUACCAGAAGACAGGGGUUGUGAAAGUAUUCCCAUUUUAGAGCACUGGUGCUCCUGUCAGUCCAGUGAACCCAUCAAAGAUCUCAAUCGUGUCCAACCUAUCGCUCAAUUUAUCGUCAAAAGUAUUAACCAAUUAUUGGCCAAAGAUUUUAGCGAACAAUGCGUUGAACUCACUCUCGACAGGACUGUCAGUGCUUUUGAACAGCACUUAAGCGAAAAAGUCUUACAGUUUGAGCAGAGCUUGAAUGAUGUGAUCGGAAGACAUGUUGUCUAUAGAAAGGAUAAGAUUGAGGAAAAGUCUAAGAAUUUUUUGGUCACAAUUGCCGUCAAACCCUCAAAUGCAUUGUUUGAGGCGACAGUUAAUAUGAACUCAGAGACACAUCAUAUGGCAGUUGUGGGCGAAGUGUCCAGAAUUAAUAAAUACGGCAAUCAAUCCGAAUUACAGGGAAGUAGUGGUCACGAGUCAAACAAUGCAUAUCUGGUGAACACAACAAAGUGUCAAAUCAUUCGUUGGCCUCUUUUCGAUGAACAAGUCAUGCCUUUAUAUAUCAAUUAUACGGCUUAUCGACUCAACUGUCCCACAGAAAUGCAGAACUGGAUCUCAAUCGACAGAUUCAAUAUGACUGGGGUUAUCAUUCACAACCUAUCCCCUCACACACCCGUCCAGUGCUUUGCCAAUAGUAUUAAGAGACGUACUUAUGAUGACACUACAGUUGACUAUAUGGCACCUGUACCCAUUCAUGUCGAUUCUGUUCACUACUUCAUAGACACCAGUGAUGUCAAGAUCACAUGCAAUGUUGGCACAGAUUCCAAGUCUAACAAAAACCAGAUAAACAAUUUGAUAAAAUCGUCGCUCUCAUCCCUGAGAUUGUACCCAAACCACAAAAAUCAACCUCCAUCGCUUAUACAAGAGCUUCAAUGGAAAGACUCUGUUUUGGUGGACAAACAAUCGCCACCUUUAGAUGAAUUGCCAAAUAUAUUAUUUAUUGGCAUCGAUUCAAUAUCUCGAGUUAAUUUUGAGCGACAUUUCCCACUAACAACUCAACAAUUAAUAAAACACAACUUCAACACACUCUACGGUUAUAACAAAGUGGCCGACAAUACGUUUCCCAAUUUAACGCCAUUAUUAACCGGCUAUUAUUUAGAGGAUAUUUGGGACGAGUCAAUGCAAAAUUGGGAAUAUAAAAGCAAAGGAUUUAAGACCCUGCUCAUCGAGGACGCACCAGAUAUGGGUGCUUUCAAUAUGUUUAAGAUUGGAUUCUCAGACCAACCGACAGAUUACUAUUUAAGGCCAUUUAGUUGUGCCGCAGAGCAUGACAUGAAAUACUUUUGCUACCAGGAUAAACCAGAAACACAGGUUUAUUUUGAUUAUAUCUAUGAUUUCAUAAAAGCCAUGCAUAUUAGGAAACAAAAAUAUUUUGCCUUUACUUUUAUGGCUCGUAUUACACACGAUGACCUAAACAACGCGGGUCUCGUCGACCCAAUGACCGAACAACUAUUGAGUCAAUUAUUUGACGAGAAUUUGUUGGAAAAUACAGUUUUGGUAUUUUUCUCGGAUCACGGAAUACGGUUCGGACGCAUGCGAGAGACUUUGUCGGGCAAACUGGAGGAAAGGAUGCCUUUUAUGCACUUAUAUAUACCAAAGGGUCUGCGAAAUACAAAUGUGUCCAUAAAUGAGAACAGAUUGACCACACCUUUUGAUAUUCACGCCACACUCAGACAUAUCAUUAAAGGUAAACCCGACUAUAAUCUCAAGUAUGGAAAGUCUAUAUUAGAAGAAAUUCCCGAACAAAGAGGUUGUCAUGAUAUACCAAUUUUAGAGCACUGGUGCUCCUGUCAGACCAGUGAACCAAUUACUGAUUUAGCAUCAGUUCAGCCCAUGGCUCAAUUUAUUGUCAAAAGUGUCAACCAAUUAUUAUCCCACAAAUAUAGCGAACAGUGCGCUCAACUCACCUUAGAUACCACUGUCUCAGCAUUUGAACAGCACUUGAGUGACAAACUCUUGAGAUUUCAAGGAAUGCAAGACAGUAGACAUGACCUCAUAGGCAGACAUGUAAUCUACGAUCCCAUCAAAUCUAAGGAAGAACUCAGAAAUUUUUUGAUUACAAUUUCUGUUGCACCAAGCCAUGCAUUAUUGGAGGCCACCGUCAAUUUGAAUGUCAGAAGUAAUGACAUGAAAAUCAUCGGAGAGGUGUCCAGAAUUAAUAAAUACGGCGAUCAAUCCCUAUGUAUCAACAGCGCUAAAAUGAGGCGAUACUGUUUCUGUCGAGAACUCUUUAAAGAAUAUAAUGUAUAA
Messenger RNA from Oppiella nova, 2574 nucleotides. The record is from the annotation of a GenBank genome assembly. NCBI's taxonomy places the organism in Eukaryota, Metazoa, Arthropoda, Arachnida, Sarcoptiformes, Oppiidae.